Messenger RNA from Oncorhynchus masou masou (cherry salmon), 1419 nucleotides. Its product is annotated as tetraspanin-8-like. The record is from RefSeq and is a predicted model, not a curated record. The coding region runs from base 122 to 808 and encodes 228 amino acids. Gene Ontology annotation, cellular component: plasma membrane. The transcript has 8 exons. NCBI's taxonomy places the organism in Eukaryota, Metazoa, Chordata, Actinopteri, Salmoniformes, Salmonidae.
UGAAAGAACCCUCUCACACAUACACCUGCAACACCAGGGUGGGUCUGGAACAGAGGAAUAGGGAUUAACUUAACAUUGGUCUGUCACAUCACGUCUUUCCUGUCUGUUGGAAGGUUGGAAGAUGGCUGUGAAUAAGUGUAUCAAGUACUUGCUCUUCCUCUUCAAUCUACUGUUCUGGAUCAGUGGCUGCGUCAUUCUUGGUGUCUCCAUCUACCUCAAAGUGAGCAAGAAUGGGAACGUGAUAAUGGAUGAGGCAGUGCCGUUUGUAGACCUGCUGAUAGCUGUUGGCGUCAUCAUCAUGGUACUGGGCUUCCUGGGCUGCUGUGGAGCCAUUAAGGAAAACCGAUGCAUGCUAAUUCUGUUCUUCCUCGGGCUGCUCCUCAUCUUCAUCCUCCUGUUGAUCGCCGGAAUCCUGGGAGCUGUCGGAGAGAAGAAGUCUCAGGUGUGGGUGAAGGAGACUCUGGCGAAGCUGCUACCACUGAAGGACCAGAAGCCUGAAGUUCAAACGGACUUGCAGAAACUGGAAGUGGAGGCAAAGUGCUGUGGACUGAUCAACGGACCCUCUGACUGGGGCUCCACUGUCCCCAGCUCUUGUAACUGUGUUGACACCUCUCAGACGUGCCAAAGUGCAGAUGGACGCCAAGUGUACUCAACGCCUUGUGUCAAGUUUGUGACUUCCUUCAUGGAGAAGAACGCAAUCAUCGCGCUGGGGAUUGCAUUUGGUAUCGCAGUCUUGAUGCUCUUUGGAAUGGCCUUCGCCAUGACCCUGUACUGCCAGAUUGGGAAGAGGGACGCCAACACUGUCUAAUGCAGCAACACGUGAUACACUUGAUCUGGGGUUGUGGUCAAGUUGAAUGGGAAGUCAUCAAUUCAGGAAGUCAAAUGAAAGUCCAAUACAAUAAAUGAAGAAGAAAAAAUUCAAUGAUUUCUCAAACUGAAAAGCAGAAGUUAUUUAUUCCAAGUUUUUACAUUAGCAAUGUUAAAUACAAUUCACUUCCUCAAUUGACUGACUUCAAUUCAAAUUGACCCCAAUCAUGACUUGAUCAAAAGCUGGCUUUGACAUAACCCAUACAGCAUGCUUGCAACAUGUACUUGAUACUGAACAUUGGGGUUCAAAUCUAGUCCAUUCAGAAAGUACACUGAAAUUCCAGUUCUCCUCAAUCAGGAACAUUUGGAAUUAGGUUUGCUUUGUGAAUUGACUGGAAAUGGACUGGACCCCCAACCUGCUGAACUAUGGACCACAAUGCAUCAUGUGUUUCUCCAUCAUUUACCUGCAUCAAAUGAUGCUCUGAUUUAGAUUUCAGAUCUUUGUUAAAUUAUGGCAGUUUCUUCACUUGUGAAGUUGAUUGAUCCAUAUGUCAUUGAACAUGAAUUAGUGUAUUUUUUUUUCUUUAAUUAAAGGAGCUCUGUUUCAUUGUC